This is a messenger RNA of Myxocyprinus asiaticus (Chinese sucker), 2439 nucleotides long. Its product is annotated as protocadherin alpha-7-like. The record is from RefSeq and is a predicted model, not a curated record. Lineage: Eukaryota; Metazoa; Chordata; Actinopteri; Cypriniformes; Catostomidae. Gene Ontology annotation, biological process: homophilic cell-cell adhesion. The transcript has a single exon. Gene Ontology annotation, cellular component: plasma membrane. The coding region runs from base 1 to 2439 and encodes 812 amino acids. Gene Ontology annotation, molecular function: calcium ion binding.
AUGGAAGCCGGAGGACAAAGGAGCAGAUGGGAGUACUGGUGGAUUGCUUUGUGUUUCUCUUUUCUGCUGGGCUUCGGGCAGCAGGUUUCAACCCAAAUAAGAUACUCUAUUCCAGAGGAGGUAAAACAGGGAUCUGUUGUGGGAAAUGUUGCGAAGGAUUUGGGUCUUGAUGCGAAUACCCUGGUGGACAGGCGGUUUCGUAUCGUCUCUGGAUCUAAAGAAGCUCUUUUCCAGGUAAAUCAAAACAAUGGCGAAUUGUAUGUUGAUAAGAAAAUCGACAGAGAGGAGGCAUGUGACGGAAAUAGCGUGUGCUUGAUAAAUCUGAAAGUCGCCGUUGAAAAUCCACUUGAAAUACAUUAUGUUGGAGUAGAAAUCACAGACGUGAAUGACCACAGUCCUCGUUUCCCCGAGAAAGAACAGCAUUUUGAAAUUUCGGAAAGCACUGUUGUAGGCUCACGUUUCGAACUUCAAACUGCACGAGAUCCUGACAUCGGAAGCAAUACUAUUAGACUAUAUAAACUGGCAAAGAACAAUUACUUUGAGCUCGAAAUGAGAGACGGUGACGAAGAGGAUAAAUAUCCAAUUUUAGUCUUACUGAAACCUUUAGAUAGGGAACAAAAUUCAGAGCAUAGACUUGUGUUAACUGCAUUAGAUGGAGGCAUACCCCCAAAGUCUGGCACCUUAAAUAUUAUUAUCACUGUUCUUGACACCAACGACAACCGCCCUGUGUGUAGCAAAGAUAUUUAUUCUGUAACUCUUCCAGAAAACACGGCAGUAGGAACAAUAAUAGCUCGAGUUAACGCAACUGAUUCUGAUCAGGGUUUAAAUGGGGAGGUAAUUUACACGCUUGGUAAAACUAGUAGACGAAAAGUGCAUGAAAUAUUUAGCCUUGAUAGUGUCACCGGUGAAAUUCAGAUCAAAGAACCAAUUGAUUUUGAGGAGAACGAGAUACAUAGGUUGACCGUCCAGGCAACGGAUAAGGGACAACCGCCAAUGACCACUGACUGCAGAGUCAUUAUUAAGAUCUCGGACGAGAAUGAUAAUAAUCCGGAGAUAGACGUGACGUCACUUUCGAACGUAAUUCCUGAGGAUUCCAAAAUCGGAACCGUAAUCUCUUUGAUUAGUGUAUCAGAUAAAGACACCGGUGUUAAUGGUAAAGUUGUUUGUAGUCUUUCAGACAAUGUUCCGUUCGAGUUAAAGCCAUCUGUUCAGGAAAAUAUGUAUUCUUUAAUUACUAAAGAGCGCUUGGACAGAGAACUUGUCUCAGAUUAUAAAAUCAAAAUUAAAGCAACUGAUCUGGGUCAGCCGGCUCUUUCUUCUUUUAAAACUUUUAUAGUGCAGGUGGCUGAUGUAAAUGAUAACAAACCAGAGUUUAUCAAAAAUUCCCUCGAGCUCUAUUUGGCGGAAAACAACACGCCUGGAGCAUCAGUAUUCUCCGUGAGCGCGUCAGACAAGGAUCUUAAUGAAAAUGCAGCGAUCUCAUAUCAGAUCGUUAGAGGAAAUGGAACAGAGAGUGAUAUGGCUUCCUUCCUCAAUAUUAACCAUGAAACAGGAGUUAUUUAUGCGCUUAAAAGUUUUGACUUUGAAACUAUAAAAACGUUCCAUUUCCAAGUUGUUGCUACAGACUCUGGAAGUCCAUCUCUGAGCAGUAACGUGACAGUGAACGUGUUUAUUCUGGAUCAGAACGACAAUGUUCCAGUGAUCUUAUAUCCAGUCAGUGCUAACGGUUCUGCUGAGGGUGUGGAGGAGAUUCCCCGCAAUGUGAACGCAGGUCAUUUGGUGACUAAAGUCAGAGCCUAUGACGCAGAUAUCGGAUACAAUGGCUGGUUAUUAUUUUCACUGCAGGAAGUUAGUGAGCACAGUCUCUUUGGUUUGGACCGCUAUACAGGACAGAUAAGAACCCUUCGCUCAUUCACAGAAACAGACGAGGCCCAGCAUAAACUGGUCAUACUGGUCAAAGACAAUGGGAACGUGUCACUCUCAGCAACAGCGACUGUGAUUGUCAAAGUUGUGGAGCCCAAAGAGGCUUUUGCAGCUUCUGAUGUGAAAAACGCAGUAAAAGACGAGGAGGAAAACAACGUGACAUUUUAUUUGAUCAUCACUUUGGGCUCGGUUUCAGUGCUUUUUGUCAUCAGUAUCAUCGUGUUGAUUGUAAUGCAGUGCUCCAAAUCUACAGACUAUUCAUCCAAGUAUUUACAAGAGGCAAAUUACGACGGGACUCUGUGUCACAGCAUCCAGUACAGAUCUGGAGACAAACGGUACAUGUUAGUUGGACCCAGAAUGAGUAUUGGAUCUACUAUAGUCCCGGGCAGUAAUGGGAAUACUCUAGUGAUACCAGAUCGCAGGAGGAGAGAUUCUGGAGAGGUAAGAGCUAACAUUAUAUUGAAUCUAGCACUUUUUGGCCCAUUUUCAUCAGAGCUCUGCAUAUUUUUAAUGUAG